AUGGAUGAACCUGAUUACCCAAAAGUAGAAACAGAGCUAGGCACACUCGAAUUCGAUGUAGCUGAAGAAGAUGAUCCAUCUACAAAAAAGGAGAUCGCUUCGCCAAAGAAGCAAUCAAAGCUCUCCCAGAACUUGGCAGAAUUACUAGAGUCGGAGAAUGCAAGCCUGCAAGCUCUUCCGAGGUUGGAUCAAUAUGGCAUUGGAUUCACCAAAGCUGAGCCUGGCAUGCUUGGUAAUGAGCAACAGCAAGGAACAGGCUACAUUGACGAGAAGGAGUGUAAGAAGAUAAUAGCUAUUCUUAAAUCUUGCAUGGGAAUUAAAGAUAAUAUCGAUUAUUUGAAAUCCGAAGAUAUAAGACGUUUGUUCCUUGUUUUUGACAGGGUUUUUAAGGCUACAAAGAUGCAACUUAGUGAUGUAUUAUCCAAAGGUUUAUAUCACAUGCUAUUAAUAGCCAACAGAAUACGUCAUAUUUCGUCCCAGUCAAAAUCUCAAGGCAAGGAUAUAAUGGGCACGGAAACUUUUGGGAUUGAAAAACCCAUACCAUUGAAUAAAGAGAAUGUAAAUUUCAAACUCAGGAGCUCCCAUGUUGUAAAGUGGGAUAAUGUUAAACUUGAACGCCUCAUUCAUGGAAUAAAGGUUUUGUUCCACUAUCCUACUAUAAGUAAACCACAACUGCAAAUACUAUCAAAGUUAAUUUAUGCUUUAAAGACCAAUGGUCACGCUGUUUUGGAAUCUCCUACGGGAACUGGGAAAACGGCUGCGAUAAUAUCGGGUGUACUGUCAUGGUUAUACCAGUCUCAAAUUACAAAUACAGAAGAUGAAUCCGCCAAUUCUGAGCCAAAAUACAAGGUUAUAUAUCUCACUAGAACACAUGCCCAGAUAAAGCAGAUUUCUACAACCAUUGAUCAAUCUUGUUUUCGUCCACAAUCUUGCACCUUGGCAUCCAGAAAAAUUUUGUGUCCAUAUUACAAAUCGUUUUCGGGUGAAGUUGAAAGUGGUAUAAAUAAUCAAAAUCUGAAUGACCUAGACAAUUAUGGCAUUACUAACAAGUGCCGCGCGCUACUGUCUAGUACAAACAAGUUGAGGCUAAGAAGGAGGAAAAAUAAAACUACAUGCAGCGGUAGAGAUAGCAUCUUUGGGGAAAACACUGUUUCAAAAAUAUGUCCAUACUACGCUAAUAUGGGUUGUAAGUCUUACUCAAUCUCAACUGCUGUUCGUUUCUUAACAGACUUAAAGGCUACAUGGGAUAUCGAGGAUACGUAUGGUUUUUGUCAUACCAGCAAUCCUGAUUUUAAUAUUGGUUGCAAUUGCAGAAAUCCUACAGUUAAAAAGAAACGAUCUAAACCAAACGAUAUAUCUAAAUACUUUGAAAAGAAGGCUGCUAUAACUGGAAAUGAAAUAGGAUGCCCAUAUUAUACUGCGAAAGCGGUUUCACAGGUUGCAAACUUUGUAAUUUGCCCUUACCAAUAUAUUAUUGAUCCACAUAUUGUUGUGAAAAGUCAUGCAAUAGUUUCUAAAGUUUUAACGCUUUUGGAAAUUUCGGCUGAGUACAACUACUGCAAAGAUGAGAUUCUAGAAGUGAUUUACGACAGGAUAAAUUAUUUGAAUCGGUCCAUUGGAGGCGGGGAAGCAAAUGGAUUUUUUGGGUCAUUGGAUAACGCAAUUUUAAUUUUUGAUGAGGGACACAAUGUUGAAAAUUCGUGCUUAGAAGAGGGAUCUACAGAUAUUUAUCUUUCAACAUUAGACUCCAUUUUAAAUUGGUUUUUUGAACUGAAGACUCAAAUAGAGAAAAACGAACUUAAAACUCUAGAACCAAAUUCUUCCAACAUUGAUUAUUAUACCACAAAGGCAAAAAUGUCGUUAUUAUCAUCAUUAUCUCGAAUUACUUCCUUCUUGCGCGCAUUCAUCGACAAGCUGAAUGAGUUUGUUUCUAAUCACAGUGAAAGAAAAUACAUGAAGAUGAAUGAAAAUUCUAAAGAAACGCCAGAACGCAAAAUUUACAAGGAAACUCCGGAACGUAAAAUAUACAAGAAUGAGAAUGGAAACCCGGAUGAUAGUUCUACAUCACAGGAUACGGUGUUUAAAUUAUUUCAUAGCUGGGAUAGGUAUGAUGAGGAUGAUGAAGAUGGUACCCUUGAUUUUAUUUUACUCCUUAAUUUGAGUUUACUAAAAGUUUAUGUCGUAUACUGUAGUAUGUUACAAAUUUCGUCAUACGGAAAGUGGUUAGAUUUAGCUGGUAUACAUUUUUCAGCAGAAUAUAGAAAGAGAGCUGAGAUUUUCUUUUCAAUUCUCAUCUUGCUGUGUUACAGUCCGCAGUCUUAUAACGUUUGUAUAACGCGGAACACGAAAAAUGAUAAACUCCGAUUAAACCUUUGGUUACUUAAUCCGUCUCUUAUUUUUAAUGAAAUCGCAACUCAUGCUUAUUCCAUAAUAAUAGCCUCUGGUACCCUUACACCGAUCCAGGCCCUGGUAAACAGUCUGGGACCAGCUUUUGCAACAAGGUUGAAUAAUAACAUACUAUCAGCCACUCAAGUAUUAUCCCCGGAUCAGUUUAUGGUUUUUAUACUGACUCAUAUUCCUCAUAAUGAAAAAAUCAAAAGGCUAGAGUGUAAUUUUAAAGAAUCCAGGGAUGAUCAGUUUGUGGCAACUGUUGGAAACACAAUAGCUACUUUGAUGCAUUCGCUGCCUGGACGCACUAUUUUAUUUUUUCCUAAUCGCAAUCUUAUAGUUCGGUGCCUUUCAGUUUGGUCAAAGAAUGCAUUCGAAGAUGGUAAAGGCUAUAAAGGCUCGCCCAUUAUGAUAAUAGAUAAAAUCACAGAGCUGAAGAUGAACAUUUAUCAGGAGACUAACAAUGCAUCGCAAUUCACAGAGAUGCUAGAAAGAAUCAAAAGAGAUGAUACAUGUCUUAUUCUAGCUGUCUUUAGAAGUCAUUUUUCUGAGGGUAUAAACUUGAACCUUUCCUCCAUAUUGCUUCUAGGUCUCCCGUUUCCUUCUAUUAUCAGUCCGCAGGUGGAUGUUUCUAGGCGCUACCACAAGACCAUAAAUAACAAGUGCUUUAAUAUAAACUAUAAUUGGUAUCUGAGAGAAACAUUUAGGGCAGUUAAUCAAGCAAUUGGAAGAUGUAUUAGAAACAAGGAUGAUCGCGGAAUCGUACUUUUACUAGACAACAGAUAUACAUUGAAUCUGCAGUAUAUUUCAUCUUGGCUUCAUCCGUAUACGUUUGUGUACAAUAAUGCGAACAAAAUAGUUGACUAUGUCGACUCGAACUUUAAAUUUUUUCCCUGA
Messenger RNA from Theileria equi strain WA, 3285 nucleotides. RefSeq lists its product as hypothetical. The record is from RefSeq and is a predicted model, not a curated record. Gene Ontology annotation, molecular function: DNA binding; ATP binding; DNA helicase activity. Gene Ontology annotation, cellular component: nucleus. NCBI's taxonomy places the organism in Eukaryota, Apicomplexa, Aconoidasida, Piroplasmida, Theileriidae. The transcript has a single exon. Gene Ontology annotation, biological process: double-strand break repair involved in meiotic recombination; nucleotide-excision repair. The coding region runs from base 1 to 3285 and encodes 1094 amino acids.